UUCACCUUUAAAAAAAAACCUGUUGCCAUAAAUGAAGGAUGUUGAUCAAGGUCUUGGGUUUUAUUUUUUUUAUUCAUAUGGAAGACCCGAAGAUUCAACCUCAGGUUGCUCAAACCACUGCCAUGAAGGUGUUGGAAACCCAUCAAGGUCUUUGUGAACAGGAAGAGCUAUUGGAAAAGGGAGAGGAGUCCCCUUCCAAGUCCUCUGUUUCCAGUCCACGAAAGGCAUCCUCCAUUAAGGCCAAAACAGAAGCCAUGAUGCGUCUUGCAUCUCAACGAGGAGUGAGUCGUGUGGGAGAGCAAGAGAGGGAGCUAGGAAGGCAUGAAAAAUUUCAGGCCAUUCUCAAGGGACCCAACAUUAAUCUCCAUGAGUUGAGAGAGCUCAGCUGGUCUGGGAUACCAACUUCAGUCCGUCCAAUCACUUGGAAAAUACUGGCUGGUUAUUUGCCACCUAAUAAGGAUCGAUGGGAUACCAUCUAUCGCAAGAAAAGGGAAGAAUACUGGAGUUACGUCCAACAAUACUAUGACUCUCGACUGGAGGAGAUUCAUGCUGACACUUAUAGACAGAUUCACAUUGAUAUUCCACGAAUGGCCCCACUUAUUCCAUUGUUCCAACAAGAUCUUGUUCAAGAUACAUUUGAGCGGAUUCUGUUCAUUUGGGCCAUCCGUCAUCCAGCUUCUGGCUAUGUUCAGGGAAUCAAUGACCUUGUGACCCCAAUUUUUGUCGUCUUCCUUCAAGAAUUUCUCUUGCCCAAUGAUGAUAUUGAUAACUAUGAUGUAAGGAAGCUUUAUCAUGAUGCACUGCAGCAGAUAGAAGCAGAUAGCUAUUGGUGCCUCAGCCAUCUCCUGGAUGGUAUUCAAGACAACUACACCUUUGCUCAGCCUGGAAUCCAGAACAAAGUCUUUCAACUAAAGGAGCUCAUUCAGAGAAUAGAUGUUUCAUUGCAUGAACACUUGUGUCAGCACGAGAUCGACUAUCUCCAGUUUUCAUUCCGGUGGAUGAACAACCUGCUGAUGCGGGAGAUUCCACUUCGCUGCACCAUUCGCCUGUGGGACACUUACCUGGCAGAGAAAGAUGGGUUUGCCACAUUCCAUCUCUAUGUCUGUGCUGCCUUCCUCAUUCACUGGAAUGCAGACCUCCUCCGGGAACGUGACUUUCAGGGUUUGAUGCUGCUGCUGCAGAACUUACCGACUCAGGCAUGGACGGACAAGGACAUUGGAAUGCUUCUGGCCGAGGCGUUUCGACUCAAAUAUAUGUUCGCCGAUGCGCCCAAUCACCUGAGCGGUGCCAGGUAGGGGGGUGGGUCUCCCCCGUGCCAUCGCCGAGGGCUUCCGUUCCGCUGAUGGCGUUCGUCGCGGAUGGACGUGGACUUAGGCCCCGGUUCAGGGAGGGGGGGAAGAGUGUGUGGGUUUUCUCUUGUGCCUCGGCUGCGGUGACGCUCUCUCGGGACUCUCGAUCUGUGAUCGCUUUCAUCAGUUCUGUUCCGACUCUGUGGGUGAUGGCCGAGAAGUUUCGGUUUUUUUUUUUUAAAUCCCCGUUUCGAGUGCCUUAUCGCCGUCGGUGCAAUCUGUUCCGUUGGUAUUUGCUCCUCGUGUCAGCCGUAUACCCUUCUUUAUUUUUUUGCUCCGGGAAAAUAUCCACAUGUGAUACCGGGAGGGGUGCACGAUCCCUCGUCAGACUGCUUUAUUCUGAUUUCAAGAUAUGAUCUCCAUUUACCAAAAUGCCAGGAGUGGAGUCCUACAAUCAACCUAUCCUGUACACCCCAGAAAUUCACAUCCUUCCUUUAGAUGCAUGAAUUUUUUUAAUUAUCAAGUAUUGAGUUUUGUCUGGUAUGAUCCCUGUGUUGAACCAUUUGUGAAGUCUGUCCCUGUGUUGAAUUCGUAAAAAUUCAUAGUUGAUAAAAUUAUAUUGGUUAUAUGGUGCCUUCCCUUGUGAGGAUGCAGCUAAAGCAGAGUUCCCUCUGCAUACUUGAUAUUUGGACCAACCCAGAUUUUACUGAAUGCUAAGAGCACUCAGGAAGUAUUUUGAGACUGUCUGAAGUGUCUGCUCUUUUCCACCCUUUUUGUGUUUGUUUCUCUUACAUGACAAAUAUGGGCAGUGGAAUAUUUGUUGUUUUCAGUGUUGCAAGAUCCCAUUGGAGGUGAGGAAAUCAAAACUUUUCCAUUGAAAGGUCUAGAGUUUGUUAACAUUUUAGAAUUCACUUGUCUUUGCAGUUACUGCUGAGGUACUUAGAUUAUUGUACAGCGAGUAAAAGACUGAUUCAGGUACCAGUUCCAUUUGUUUGAAGAAUCUGGAUCAUGUGAAUUGUUAAAAAGAGUGCAAAGGCAUGUAUUUGGUUUCUUUUCAUCUCUCAGAUCUUGUUCCCAAUGUACUGUAUGGAAGUCUAUCAUGGAGCC
This is a messenger RNA of Darwinula stevensoni, 2396 nucleotides long. Lineage: Eukaryota; Metazoa; Arthropoda; Ostracoda; Podocopida; Darwinulidae. The record is from the annotation of a GenBank genome assembly.